UUCAUUUCUUCGUAAGGACAAAAAUUCAUAGCAAAAUUCAGCCUGUAUUGAUUUGGGAGCGACACAAGUUAAUUUCAUCUAGUGUCAGUAAUCUACAGYUGUUYGUAAGUUAUCAACUUCCWCYAAUUGCAAAAGAAGACCAUUAUAAAUAUUACAAUCUUUAUUUAUUCCAAUAUACAAAACUCGUCGUCAAUAUUGUUCAUCGGUAGACCUCCGUAGGGUAUUUUAGAUGUCAUGCAUUUCUAACUUCAUUAUUUUCUGACGCAUUUUGUUAACUAUAAAGUUCACUUUUAUGCUAAACUUAGUCAUUCUAAGACAUCACAAGCAGGGCGAACGGUAUAAACACGAUGUUUAAUAAUUCUACUCUCAACUCUACUCGUCCUGGUAUUCCUGUUCCUUUCUACGGCAAGAUACCAUGGACUGCGGUUUUUUCUCUUCAAUUUGUUAUGGCCAUGAUGGGAAACUUCCUUAUAGUGUGGAUAGUCUUUAUGGAGAAUCGAUUAAGAAGUACCACGAAUUACUUAAUAGCUAACAUGGCGAUCCGUGAUCUAAUUGCCACUCUUUUUCUCYUUCCGUACCUAAUAGUACUGAUAAACUUUGACCGACAAUGGAUGAUUGGUGGGGUCAUUGGUAAUGCACUGUGCAAGCUAACUUUCUUURCAGUAUAUGUGUCUUUGGUUGUUUCUGUUUAUAGCUGUGUUGCCAUUUCCAUUGACCGGUAUUUUGCCGUAGCCUAUCCAUUCAAGAGACCUUUCCAGGGCAAGAUGAAACGCAUCAUUAUAGGCAUUUGGAUCGUUGCAGCGUUAACCUGUUCGCCACAAUUGUACUUUCAUAACAUACUUCAAUCUGGAAACUUUUUUCAUUGUACUGUAUCUYACAAGGACAAGUCAUCAUUCUCUUCUUACCUUUAUACAUCGCAAGGUUUGAACAGUAUUUUGCCAGUGCUGUUCAUGACAAUCACCUACACUCUCACCAUCUGCAAACUUUAUCAUCGCAAAGUACCAGGAUUGCAAACAUCAGAACAAAGAAGAAGAAAGCAGCAGAAUAAAAAGGUGUUAAAACAUGCUGUGACAAUUGUGGUUUUGCUUUAUCUUUGUCACGGUAUUCUGUUCGUUCGUGAUAUAUUGGAUUCUCAAGGAACGUUUGAACAUCUCUCGCUCUCAUCGUAUUACAAUUUGAUGCAUGUCUCACAUUUCAUUUUCUACCUCAGUCWCGUGUAUAACUUCUUCAUCUAUCUCAUCUUCAAUGAUAUUUACCGUGAGAAUAUCAAAGCUCUGAUASSCAAGUGUUACUGUCGMUCUGAUGCUAACAUGAGGCAGGAAAGACCAGUUGGAGUGUAUAUAAUAGAAAUGCAUGUAUACUGAGUUGAAGACACGACAAAUUGAAACAAAGAACAAUAAUAGAGUAAAAUACAAAAUAAUGCACCGAAAAUACCAAGAAACACUGCACAUUAAGAGCAAUAUAGUGAAGUACGUUAAAGUGGAUUUUGGUGGGUUUAUGAAAAACCUAAAGGGUAAGAGAAAAGGGAAAAGGUGUUGGCUGUAAUCGUCCUUCAUGGCAGCAAGGGUGCUGAAUUGCGAAGGACGCAGCUUGACUUGCUACUUAAGUCGAAGUUCUAUUUUAAAAGAACUUGAAAAGAUUUCUUCACUAAGGAUGUUGAAAGAACAGAGAGAACAUGCAUAUCAGCUUCUUUCUGAACAGAAACGAUUACAAUGUAAGCAUCGAAGGGUCGGCGACUGAAUUAAUACAUUAACGGUGCUGUAAACGUUUUUGUGAACUAUCUGACAUUGACCGAAGGUAGGUGUUAUGGAACAAAGAACAGUAAAUUGAAUAUUCCCAAAGUAAACAUAGAAUAAGUACUUAAGGCGAGGUAGAAAAUAAUAAAGUAGUGUUGAUGAACCAAGAAGGAGUUGUUCGAGUGKUUUUUUUUACGACCCGUGACAGUAGGAAAUACUAGGAGGAUGAGAAAUAAUAUAAAUGGACAAAGGUUGAAAAAGUGUAUAUUAAGAGCAACAUAGUAUAGUAUUUUCAAGAAUGUGAAGGGACUUUUAUCAAAAACCGCUCUUUAUCAAAUCUACGAGAAACUCAAAAGCCCGAGUUUUCUUCACUAAUGAUUUUGACAGAACACUCAGUCGUGAACUAUAACAUGCAAGGUCCAUGGAUUAAACUCAUGUUAGUAUCUUAUUUAACUGACAGACUCUGUAUGUCCACAACUAGCUGCUUACUGAA
Messenger RNA from Exaiptasia diaphana, 2229 nucleotides. RefSeq names its product substance-K receptor-like. Gene Ontology annotation, molecular function: G protein-coupled receptor activity; peptide binding. Gene Ontology annotation, biological process: G protein-coupled receptor signaling pathway. The record is from RefSeq and is a predicted model, not a curated record. The transcript has a single exon. NCBI's taxonomy places the organism in Eukaryota, Metazoa, Cnidaria, Anthozoa, Actiniaria, Aiptasiidae. Gene Ontology annotation, cellular component: membrane. Bases 348 to 1364 code for a protein of 338 amino acids.